Molecule: messenger RNA, 1879 nt
Organism: Salmo salar (Atlantic salmon)
Lineage: Eukaryota; Metazoa; Chordata; Actinopteri; Salmoniformes; Salmonidae
Source: RefSeq, a predicted model, not a curated record
ACGACUCCUUCAAGUUUAGCCGAUGCGUCAACUUGGUGAAUCACCAGGAGAAUAACUAAAGAAAGGAGGGAAAGGAUGGGAGGGGGGAAAGGAGGGGGGCAGAAAAACUUUCGCCCUCCUUACAAAAACCCUCCGCCGUCAGUCAGUCUGUCACACAGACCACACACCCGUCAAGUCUGCGGACCGUCAAAGUCAGCCAGGCGGAUUUGGUGCGCACACCUCGGCUUUUAUCAACAGCGACCCACCGGUAGAAUUCGGUGUUGGCGAUGUUUUUGAUCAAUUCACAAAUGUUUAAUUAGAGAGAGUGUAAAGUUCCAUGGACAUAGGAUUCAGAAUGUUUUUUUUCAAGAGAAGAUACUUCAAGUUAGACUAAUCAAGGAACAAUUUAAGUUUAUGGAGAAAAGUUUUGAAAAGGUUAAAUCAACAAAAGAGAUACGAAUUCAUCAUUACGCAAUUAGUCCAGUAGUCUUUGGAGAAAGUCUUGCUGAUUUAAUCAGUGCGCGCCGAAAGGAAAUAAAGGAUAUUGCGAAAAUUAAAAAUGCAUUUUGAAGUCCUUCACAUUCAGCGCGUCCUGCUAUUGGCUGCAGCCGUGACAUCGGUCCAGGUCCCAGACCCCUCCUUCAGCCUGUCCAAUGAGAGGACUUCGAUUGAGAGGACGUAUGAGCUGACCAAGUACCUGGAGCAUCAGCUGAGAGAGAUAAAGGACACCUAUUUAUCCUACCUGGGCCCGCCGUUCAGUGACCCAGACUUCUCCCCUCCGCGGCCCAACAGCACAGCCCUGUCCUUACCCAGCGCGGCCACCCGUCUGGAGCUGUGGCGGGGCCUGGAGAACCGUGCCAGGCUGGCCCAGAACCAGAGGGCUUACUCUGUUCUGCUGGGGGCGGUGAGGGAGCUGGCCCGUUCCACCCUCUGCCCCUACCUCCAGAGCUCCCUGCUGCACUUUUCUACAGGCCUGGACGGUCUGCUAGGGUCUAUAUCAGGCCUCAUGAACACACUGGGGUAUGCCCUGCCUCCUGCUGGGAUUGAAGCGCAGUACCCACGUAGGGGCAAAGGGGGCAAUGGAGAGGCGACGGGACGCAGGCCAGCUCCACUUAUGAGUCAGGGUCUCUAUAAGACAGGUGCAGGGAUGGGGGCGGGACCAAGGAGGCAUCCCCUUGAUGAUCAGAGGGGUGCUGGGACCACCAGAGGGGUGGUGAGAGGACAAAAGGAGGAGAGCACCAGGAGAGAAAUGACGGAGAGAAAGAGGGAGCGAGAGAAGGAUAGAGGGUGGGGAAGGGAGGGGAGGAGAGCGGAGGUGACAGGGGCUGCGGUUAGGAGCGUGGGAUCGAGGCAGGAGGGGAGAGGGGAGCGAGGGAGGAAAGGGAGGAAGAGACACUCAGAGGAUUGGGAGGGGGCCAGUGAAGACAGGGAAGAGGAGGAAGACUACAACUUCAACUACCACCCCCAGAACAAGGACCGAGCCAGAGAGGCGGAUGCAGAAAACAGGGCGACAGAGGAGGAACAUUACAUCAUCAGAGAGUCUGCAUCCCUCCUCUCCUCCUCUCCAUCCCUACAUCCCCAGCGCCGAUCCCCUCGCUCCUUAUUCUCCCCCACCCUCCACCCCCCCCUCUCCCUCUUCUACCCGUUUGGCACGGGGACAGGGGAGGGACACACCCUGUUGUCAGAACCAGUGCCCCUGUCAUUGAGGAGGGGUCCCCCCCUGCUGCCGCCCCCUCCCCUGUCCCCCCUCCUGUCCUCCUCCCCUCUGCUGGCGGUGCGGCCGGUGCUCAACGACUUCUCCAGGAAGGUGGAGGGCUUCUGGGUACUGAGGGAGCUGCAGAGCUGGCUGUGGCGCUCCGCCAAGGACUUCAACCGCCUUAAGAAGAGACUUAGAGUCUGA